UCUUGCUAUCGGCACUCUAGUCCGUCCAAUCCACUGUAUCACAUGCUUGUUCGUCGUUUGUUGAGAUGUCGAUAGGGUACACAGAGUUUCGGGUACCUUGCAGAUCACACCAUCCACGUCACAACAGCGGGUUGCAUAAUCCUCGAUCGUCCACAACGUACAGGAAUGAUUAAGACGAGAAUAACAGUCCCCAGAAAACCAUGAUUUGCCCAAGUAAUGAACUAACUACAUAAGUAUGGGCACUUGCCUACAUUAAUGGACAACCUCAGUGGCAACAGCCUCAAACGUGCAUACGGACACCAAAUCGAGCCUCAACCCCGACAGGCCUCCAGCAAGGAUGCGAACCACCAUAUCGGAAGGAACGCCAAGCAUACGUAAUACUGGGUAAUUACAAUCACCUUGAUAACACGGGUGAACCGUGACCUGCAGGUACACCACCACUUCAAGUACCACCGUCUACCAUGUCCACACCCUCAACCCCGGUCCCGCAAUGACGAUAGAACUAAACAUCCUCUCGGCGCGCGUGACGUUCGAAUUUGGCGGUAAAAAGCCUGCUAAGGACGAGAUCAAAUCUGGCAAAGAUUGUGGUUAUGAGAAUAGGAAACAUGCACCUCCAGGACUGGCAUCCGCGUCGGACGAAACUCUGGUAGACGAGGAAGAUACAUUCAACCAGCAGGAAACAAUCACCUGGAUCGCCGGCGUAGGCGACGUAUGCCACAGCGCCAUACUCAACACCACCCCCUCCACCCACCAACGGCCGACCAAGCACCUUCCUCCCCUCUCAGAAAAAGCCCCCCGUACCUCACCCUCCAAACCACCACCCCUCACCCACCACACAACCCUCCAACGCCACUGCGCCUUCUGGGCCCCCCCAAACACCUCCCUAAUCUACCCCUGGCACAUCUACACCGGUUUCCAGCGCCUCGGCUUCAACGCCCUCCUCUGCCUCUGGGCAGCUCUCACCCUCCCUCUCUGUGCAUCCUACAACACACAGUCCACCUGGAUCCCCCAUCCCCUCUUCGCCAUCAACAUCGACAACAUGGCCGCCAAUCGACACGGUAGCAGCACGGGCACGUACGACAUGAACGGCGAACUGGACGAGCGUCGCUUCGAGGCCGUUUUUGAAAAGUACGCACGGGGCGGCGAGUAUCUGACGGGGCGGGAUAUAUGGAGGGUUUGGAAGGACAGGAGGUGUGCUAACGACUUUUUUGGCUGGUUUGCUGGGGGGCUAGAAUGGGUUGCUAUGUAUAUUCUGCUUUGGCCCGAGGAUGGCAAGAUGAGCAAGGCGGAUGUUAGGGGGGUUUAUGAUGGGUCGGUGUUUUAUCGGAUUGCGGAGCGGAGGUCGGGGGGUACGAGGACGUAGGCUGGAGGAGAGGCUUGGGACGGAAUUAGAAUGGAAA
Dothidotthia symphoricarpi CBS 119687 is the source of this 1400-nucleotide messenger RNA. Its product is annotated as caleosin domain-containing protein. Gene Ontology annotation, molecular function: calcium ion binding; monooxygenase activity. The transcript is spliced from 2 exons. The record is from RefSeq and is a predicted model, not a curated record. Lineage: Eukaryota; Fungi; Ascomycota; Dothideomycetes; Pleosporales; Dothidotthiaceae. The coding region runs from base 491 to 1363 and encodes 290 amino acids.